AUGUCGGUGCUUAUGCUAUCCCUCAUUACGAUCAUUGUAUCAUGGGACGCAACGGCGCUAUCGGUGGCACUGGCGACCAUCACCAGCCAAUUACAGGGCACAACAUUCCAGUCCUUCAGGGCAAGUAUUGCCUUCACCCUGGGCGUGGCAGUGACGCAACCUAUUUAUGCAAGCGUGUCGGAUGCCCUGGGUCUCAUCUUCGCGACGGCAUGCAAUAUCAACGUCGUUGUCGUGGGCCGGUUGAUCCAAGGCCUGGGAGGGGGCGGCUUGGAUGUGCUCGAGACGAUCAUUCUCACCGAUAUCACCACCCUCAAAGAGCGACCGCGCUAUCAGGGCGUAAUGUCAGUGUCUAUUGCGUCAGGGGUGAUUGGCGGGCCACUUGUGGGUGGUGUAUUUGCCGAAUACGUCAAUUGGAGAUGGCUCGGCUGGAUUAAUCUGCCCUUUGUCGGAUCUGCUGCCGUUCUGUCCAUUUUGUUCCUCCGGUUACAGUCAAUUGAUAUGGACUUCAAGACCAAGGUCCGGCGCCUGGAUUGGGUGGGGUUCCUCCUAUUUACUAUAGGCGCCACCGCGGUAGCCUUGCCCUUGAGUUGGGCUGGCUCUCUAUACCCCUGGGGCUCAUGGCGAACACUUGUCCCCUUGGUCAUUGGCUGCUUGGUCCUGGUUGUGUUCGCAAUUCUAGAAAGGAAAGCGAUCGAGCCCAUGAUCCCGUACCGGAUCUUCGACAACAGGACGGCAAUUGUCUCGGCAGCGAUCUUUCUUCAGGCACCUCUCGACGCAGCAAAGCCUAUCCUACCAUUCUGCCUUCUCCUUGUGGCUCUGAGCAUCAUUACAUCAGUGGUGAUAGACUGGACCCGUCGGUACCGGCUAGCAUUCUGGCUGGGUUGGAUCCUGACCACCGUGUUCUUGGGCUUGUUAUAUCGGGCCGGCCGAGACACCAGCCAGGCGGAGUUGAAUACCUUCCAGGUAUUUCUAGGCAGUGGAAUUGGCAUAAUUCUUACCGCUGGCACCGUCGCGAUGCUGGCCAGUGUGACCCGAGUGGAUGAUGCCGGACUAGCCGUGGGGCUUCUUCUUGUAUUUCGCAUCCUUGGUUCCCUCCUAGGUCUUGCUAUUGCCUCGACAGUCUUCAGCUCUGUUUUCCAGAAAAGUAUAGCCGCGGUGGGUGAUCUACCAGAGUCCUUGAGCAUUCUGCAGGAUGCGAGUAGAGCGAUUGACUUUAUCCCGGAGCUAAGAACCCUUAACCUGCCAGAUGACAUGAUGGAUCGAUUGAUAGAUGCCUACCAGAAACCGUUUCAGAUGAUCUGGUUGGUCUUAGCAUGUAUCGCGGCACUGGCUUCGUUUAUAUCGUUCUUUGUCAAAGACUUGACCCUUGAAAAAGAGGAAGUUGGCAGGCAAGGGUUCCAGUCGUCUUCAUGA
Molecule: messenger RNA, 1413 nt
Organism: Aspergillus sclerotioniger CBS 115572
Lineage: Eukaryota; Fungi; Ascomycota; Eurotiomycetes; Eurotiales; Aspergillaceae
Product: MFS general substrate transporter
Exons: 4
Coding region: 1-1413 (470 amino acids)
Biological process (GO): transmembrane transport
Molecular function (GO): transmembrane transporter activity
Source: RefSeq, a predicted model, not a curated record